GGUAACAGAAGGACUGAACUCUUGGGUGAUGGCUGCUGACAAACCUUGGGCGUUGAUCUCAGAGGUUGGAGAAAAUGGUUACCGAGAAGAUCUCGCAAUGAUGAUGAAGGAGCAUUUCCAGAUUGUGCCCUUUUCUGAUUUCCUCCAAAACCCUGAUUUUUAUGGGCCAAAGAUCCAGGUUUUGUUCAGUUGGAAGUUUUGUCCUGAAGCCACGCCCUCUCUGCUGGCUCUGCUGCCUUCACUCAGGGUGGUGAGCAGCGCAGGGACUGGCACAGACCACCUCGACAUCCCAUACAUUCACAGUCUUGGGGUAAAAAUGACCAACACGCCACAUGUUGUCUCAGAUGCUACUGCUGAUUUUGCAAUGGGACUUCUUCUGGCAUCUGCCCGCAAAAUAUGUCAAGGUCAAGAAAUAGCCAAGUCUCCUAAUACUGUGAUAGUACCCCAUACCCUCCUGGGAACUGAAGUCACAGGCUCCACUCUGGGAAUCAUUGGGAUGGGAGAAAUCGGAUACAAAAUCGCCCAAAGAAGCAAAGGAUUUUACAUGAAGAUUCUUUACCACAACCGAAACAGAAGGAGCGCAGAAGAUGAGGCAGCAGUGGGAGCGACUUACUGUGAGAACCUGGACGACUUGCUGAAGAUGUCCGACUUUGUCAUGUUAUCUUUGAGAUUUAGUCCUGAAUCUGUUGGCCUGAUUGGACACAGGGAGCUGUCACUGAUGAAGCGGACUGCUAUUCUCAUCAACGUGAGCCGAGGUCUUGUUGUAGAUCAAGAAGCCUUAGUCCAGGCUCUUCAGUCUGGUGCAAUUCAAGCUGCAGCAUUAGAUGUGACUUAUCCUGAACCACUACCAAGGGAUCAUCCCCUUCUUCACUUGCCCAACGCACUGAUCACACCUCACAUUGGAAUAUAUUCAGUCAACACUGCCAAGAAGAUUUUACAGAAAAUGUUGGACAACUCUUUGGCUGCUAUUAAAGGUUUACCAAUUCCUGAUGAAGUAAAACCUCAAGGUGAUGCAUGA
Molecule: messenger RNA, 1018 nt
Organism: Boleophthalmus pectinirostris (great blue-spotted mudskipper)
Lineage: Eukaryota; Metazoa; Chordata; Actinopteri; Gobiiformes; Gobiidae
Product: probable 2-ketogluconate reductase
Exons: 6
Coding region: 29-1018 (329 amino acids)
Cellular component (GO): cytosol
Molecular function (GO): glyoxylate reductase (NADPH) activity; hydroxypyruvate reductase [NAD(P)H] activity; NAD binding
Source: RefSeq, a predicted model, not a curated record